Camelus dromedarius (Arabian camel) is the source of this 9380-nucleotide messenger RNA. It is a transcript of the gene AFF1, whose product is annotated as ALF transcription elongation factor 1. NCBI's taxonomy places the organism in Eukaryota, Metazoa, Chordata, Mammalia, Artiodactyla, Camelidae. Gene Ontology annotation, cellular component: super elongation complex; nucleus. Gene Ontology annotation, biological process: regulation of gene expression. The transcript has 20 exons. The record is from RefSeq and is a predicted model, not a curated record. Bases 425 to 4072 code for a protein of 1215 amino acids.
CAGCCAGAGGACGAUUUCUUUUCUCUUCUGACGCGGACCUGAGUUCAAGUGCCGCUCGGCGGGAGCUGUGCGCUGGUGGGCUUUGCGCGCGGACCCCUUUGGUUUCCCUUCUCUGGAAUCGCCCGGAGGGAUCGCGCUCACUCUGGUUUCGGACGCGACGCUACCCGGGGCCGUCCAAAGUGUAGUUCGCCCGCAGAGGCCCCAGUGCCCGGAUGUCCAUCAGGAUUAGCGUGAGCCAAUACGGUCGGAGCCGGAGGCUGCGCUGAGGACGCCCGGGCUCGGGAGCAGGUAGUCCCGUAACAUCGGGGAGUCGCGCUGGGGAAGCGUCCCCGCCCGGCCCCGGCAAAUGGUGAGCGCGGCGCUGGCACAAGGGCCGCGGGUUGAAGGCGCUCAUGGACAGGAGACCUUGAGCUCUAUAAACUGAAUGAUGGCAGCCCAGUCAAGCAGCUUGUACAAUGAAGACAGAAACCUGCUUCGAAUUAAAGAGAAGGAAAGACGCAACCAGGAAGCUCAUCAAGAGAAAGAGACAUUUUCUGAAAAGGUCCCGCUCUUUGGCGAGCCCUACAAGACAGAUAAAGGUGAUGAGCUAUCCAGUCGAUUACAGAACAUGUUGGGAAACUAUGAAGAAGUGAAGGAGUUCCUUAGUUCCAAGUCCCACCCUCAGCGCUUGGAUGCUUCCGAAAAUAGGUUGGCAAAGCCGAGAUAUCCUUUAUUUCCUGAGAAGGGGAGCAGCAUUCCAUCCCACUCCUUCCACUCUAGUGUCCACCACCAGCCUGUUAACACUCCUGCCUCCGGACCACUUCCUGUUGGUAACCCAAAGAUGGCGCAGCCAAGAAUGGAACCAAUGCCGAGUCUCCAUGUCAAAAGCUACGGCCCACCGGAUGGCCAGCACCUGACUCAGGAGCGCCUUGGUCAGGAGGGGUACGGCUCUGGUCAUCCCAAAAAAGGUGACCGCAGGGCUGACGGAGACCACUGUGCUUCCAUGACAGACUCCGCUCCAGAGAGGGCGCUUUCUCCUUUGUUCUCCUCUCUGCCUUCCCCAGUGCCCCCCUUGUCACCUGUACAUUCCAACCAGCAGACUCUUCCCAGGACGCAAGGAAGCAACAAGGUUCACAGCAGUAGCAGUAACAAUAAAGGCUACUGCCCGGCCAAAUCUCCCAAGGACCCGGUGGGAAAGGGCCAUGAUAAAGAGACCCCACAAGACAGUUCAGUGGCGGUUGCCAGCCUUGGGGUAGCCCCUCCCCAGCCACCUUCUCAGACUUUCCCCCCACCCCCACUCCCCUCAAAAAGCGUUGCAAUGCAGCAGAAGCCCACGGCUUAUGUCCGGCCCAUGGAUGGUCAAGAUCAGGCUCCUAGUGAGUCUCCUGAACUGAAACCACUGCCAGAGGACUACCGGCCACAGACCUUUGAAAAGACAGACUUAAAAGUGCCUGCCAAAGCCAAGCUCACUAAGCUGAAAAUGCCUUCUCAGUCCGUCGAGCAGACCUACUCCAGUGAAGUCCACUGCGUUGAAGAGAUUCUGAAGGAAAUGACCCAUUCAUGGCCUCCUCCUCUGACAGCAAUACACACGCCUAGUACAGCUGAGCCCUCCAAAUUUCCUUUUCCCACAAAGGAUUCUCAGCAUAUCAAUUCUGCAACCCAAAACCAAAAACAGUAUGAUACAUCUUCAAAAACCCACAGUAAUUCUCAGCAGGGAACAUCCAUGCUCAAAGAUGACCUUCAGCUCAGUGACAGUGAGGACAGUGACAGCGAUCAAACCCCAGAGAAGCCUUCUUCCACAUCUGCACCUCCAAGCGCUCCACAGUCGCUUCCAGAAGCAGCGGCCUCAGCACAUUCCAGCAGCGCCGAGUCAGAGAGCACCAGUGACUCAGACAGCUCCUCGGACUCGGAGAGCGAGAGCAGCUCAAGUGACAGCGAGGAGAACGAGCCCCGAGAAGCCCCGGCUCCCGAGCCUGAGCCUCCAACAGUAAACAAAUGGCAGCUAGACAACUGGCUGACCAAAGUCAGCCAGCCUGCGGUGCCCCCCGAGGUUCCGGGCAGCGCCGAGCCCCCGGCCCGGCACCCGGAUGGUAAGGCCAAGGGCGGCGACGGUGCCACCGCGGGCCACGAGCGCUCGGAAUCCAAAGAGCCUCCCCCCAGAAGCUCCAGCAAAGCCCCCCGGCCCCCGUCGUCGGAAGGCCCCCACGCAGGCAAGAGGAGCUGUCAGAAGUCCCCCGCCCAACAGGAGCCCCCGCAGAGGCAGACCGUGGGAACCAAAAAAGCGGUCAAGGCCUCCGCUCCGGCGGGCACGCGUGCCUGCCUGCAGGUGGAGGGCGAGCCCGGACUUCCUCCCCACGGCGCCAAAGACCAGCCUUCCAAAGACAAGCCCAAGGUGAAGACGAAAGGGCGGCCCCGCGCCGGAGAGAGCCGCGAGCCCAAGCCGGCGGUGCCCGCCCCGAGCGAGCGGAAGAAGCACCGGAGCGGCCUCCCGGGCCCCCCGAAGGCGCCCGCGAAGGACGGUGCGGAGGACAGGAGCCCCGAGCACUUUGCCCUCGUCCCCGUGACGCAGAGCCAGGGCCCCGCCCGCGGCGCCGGCGCCAGGACUAGUGGCUGCCGCCUGGCCGUGGUCGUGCAGGAGGACCGCCGCAAGGACAAACCCCUGGUGCCUUUGAGAGACCCCAAGCAGCUCUCCCCGCUCAGGGACCCUCCGCCCCCGCAAAGCUUGAUGGUGAAGAUCACCCUCGACCUCCUCUCUCGGAUACCCCAGCCCCCUGGGAAGGUCGGCCGCCAGAAGAAACCGGAGUACAAACCGCCGUCUGCAGGGAAGAAACUGGAUUCUGAGAAGAAAGGCUCAGACAAUCCGAGCAAAUUGGCCAAGAAGAGAAAGGGUGAAGCAGAAAGAGACCACGAUAGCAAGAAAGUCAAACUGGAGAAGGACGUCAAAUCACAGUCAUCGUCUUCAUCCUCCCACAAAGAUUCUUCUAAAUCAAAAACUCCAAGGCCCUCCUCUGAGCCCUCAAAGAAGGAAAUGCUUCCCCCUUCACUCGUGUCGUCCUCGUCCUCAUCCUCGUCUUCCCAGAAGCCAGCCAAGUCUGCCCCAAAGAGGCCACGGCAGGAAGCAGACUCCUGUGGGCAGGACGCUCCCAAAAGUGCCAGUAGUACCAAGGGCAACCACAAAGACACUUCUGUUUCCAAGCACAGAAAAGCAGAGGGGAAGGGCUCUGGAAGCUCUGCAGAGCACAGAGGAUCUUCUGGAGAUACUGCAAAUCGUUUUCCAGUGCCUUCUUUGCCAAAUGGUAACUCCAAACCAGGGAAGCCUCACAUGAAGCCUGACAAACAACAGGCAGAUUUUCACAUGAAGGAGGCCAAGAGGUUGAAGGACAAAGCAGAAUUAAUGACGGACAAGGUUGGGAAGGCGUUUAAGUACCUGGAAGCCGCCUUGUCCUUCAUUGAGUGUGGGAUCGCCAUGGAGUUGGAGGGCCCAGCGUCCAGGUCAGCUUAUUCCAUCUACUCCGAAACCGUAGACCUCAUUAAGUUCAUAAUGUCAUUAAAAUCCUUCUCAGAUGCCACAACACCAACACAAGAGAAAAUAUUUGCUGUUUUAUGCAUGCGUUGCCAGUCCAUUUUGAACAUGGCCAUGUUCCGUUGUAAAAAAGAUACAGCAAUAAAGUAUUCCCGCACUCUCAACGAACACUUCGUCAAGACUUCCUCCAAAGUCACUCAGGCACCUUCGCCAUGUGUUGCAAGAAGCACAGGCACGCCAUCCCCCCUCUCUCCAAUGCCUUCUCCAGCUGGCUGCGGAGGCUCCCAGCCCAGCGCUGGCAGCGCGGGGAGCAGUGGGCUGCCUCCCGCCAUCAGUACCCCCGUCUCCAUCCAGAACAUGACCUCCUCCUACGUCACCAUCACUUCCCACGUCCUUACUGCCUUUGACCUUUGGGAACAGGCUGAGGUCCUCACGCAGAAGAAUAAAGAAUUCUUUGCUCAGCUCAGCACAAGUGUGUGCACCCUGGCCCUUAACAGCAGUUUGAUGGAUCUGGUGCACUACACAAGACAGGGUUUUCAGCGGCUAAAACAAGUAACCAAAACACCUUAACGGAGGCCCAGGUUGAUCUGAUGUCUUGGGAACUUUUUUGCACAUUGGAAGCCUCAAGACAUCCAGACAUCUGUCUCAGCAGGACACCAGACUCAAGAAGAGAAGCACCAUGAGUUGGCCAGGACAUUUGUUCACUGAAACUCUCAAGAACUGUGGAAUCAUUGGUUGGACACGAUGGUUAUGCAGAAGCAGAGAAGAGGAAGCUGGCCCCAGAGAUGAUCUUGCCUUUCCUAACUAAAGGACAGAAGUGCAAUGUUGCCUUUGUGGGUGUAUGAGUGGUCUAGAAACAUUUCCUUACUUUUUUAACCAGCAGGAUGCAAAUGGAAUGAGGAGAAGCAAUUUCAACUCUGAAAGCAAAUUCACAUCAUCUCAGUAGCCACAUUAGUUCGUUCCCAGAAGGAAGUUUCUUUAACAGUGAAUUUUGGUGUAGGGUUUUGUGGAUGUUUUCUUUUUGCUUUUAAAUUAUAGGGGAAAUAUUUGUUUAAUAAAUUCUAGGGGUCAUCUAUGAAACGUGAGUUGUGAAGGACUCCACUGUACCCCACUUUCCACCAGUGAACAGUAGUGGCCUUGAUAAUACCAAGUAUUGUCAUAGUUUAUACAAUUGAAGGCAUCCGCCCCAUGGCCUGGAGUACUGCACAUUCACCCCAGCUCUGGUUUCUCCCAUUACUGGGUCAGAAGCCAGCCCACAUCGGAGUGGCAGAGAGAGAAGCUCCAGCACCCCGGGGAGCCAUCUCGAGGUCCCCAUGUAAGACGGAGGACGUGGUGCCGCCAUUCCCACCCCCUGCUUCAGCGAAGGGCAGUCCAUCACAUUGACUAUAUUCUGAAUUUUCUACGUUGGGGAAGAAGGGAACCAACAUUUGUCCAUGACAAGAUGGCUGAAGUGCUUUUUGAUUUUUGUGUAAGUGGCUCUGGAAUUUGAGGUGCUGAUCUGUGGGCUGCAGUUAUGUGGUAACUCGUGUUGUCUCACCAACUCAGAGUUUUGUCAGCGAACAAAGAAAAAUGAAAUCUUCUUAGAGAGGCUAUAUUUUUCUGCUACGAAUUAUUUUAUAUUUAUAGCAAAACUAGACUUUGAGAGCCCUUGAUUGUCUAGGAGAAACUAACUCCCUGCGAGGCUGUGGCAAUUUGGGGUGGUUAAUUAGACUUUAAAAAAAAAUUGUCACCGCAUGCCUUCACUCCAGAGUGUUCUCAGUCAACUAGGUUUGAUUAGAUUGAAGAGAAACUGUGGCCUUCCCGUAAGUUGCUAUUGCCAGGUUCUGUGCAUUAACCCAAGUUUAUUCUGAAUGACCUAAAAUGGAAAAAAAAAAUUCCCACAUAUUCAUAAGCACAGAUUUUUUUCAUUGAAACUUGGAGGGUUAUUAUUGGAAGCAUUAUUUUGAGUGCAGUGUUUUUAGAAGCCAGUUCUUUUUAUCCCUGUUAGAAGUAGAAUUUGCACAUGUAUUAACAAUUGAGGAGUGAGUGUUAUUGCUACAGCUCGUUUACUUUUCUCCCUUCAUCCCGUCCUGCUCCUCUGCACGUUGUUGCGCACCAAGCAUGCUUGACACUGUCAUAUUUAUUUAUUAGUGAAGAAGGGAGCACCAUCUUUAUUUAUAGUGAAGAGGUCUAAGGUCCAUACGAUGAAUGUAAGAACUGUCUUGAUAACUUGGUAACUAUAUAAAAGGGAUGUGUAGAGGAUGGGAGUGAUGCUUAUUUUUCACAAUAUGAAUUGUUUGUGUGAAGCUGUUCCCUCAGUGUCUUACAUUAUCCAGCCUGUUCUCUGGUUCUCACUAGCUAGGACAGAGGUCUGUUAGCCUCAUAUUUAGGUUAAAGCCGGAGAGUUACAGCAAUUGCAAUAUCGGAGCAUAAGAACUUGAUGUGUGAUCUUGAUGGGCUGAUUUCUUUGAUGGAUGUUCUAAAGCAAAACCAUGGUCCUUUUUAAACGACUCGUCUAAAAAGGAACCUGUUGUUAACAGUAAUUGCUUGGUAGGUUGUAUGGUUAUGGCAUUGUGUGUCCGUCUCUUACCUGGAGACAAGACACCAGGAUCAGGCUUAUGUGGUUACUUAACAUCUUUUUUCCUCCUAAUCCCUUGGCCCUUCCGUCCCCCUCCACCCCAUCAGUCCCCAGUACAAGCCACCAGUCAGUCUGGAAGGGUGCGUUCUUGAGCACAGGUUCUGGUCUGUGCAGACCGUGCCGAGUGUGUGUGUCCUGUCGGGAGCCACAGAGCCCCCUUUGACUGAAGACAUUUCCAAGUCAAUUUCUCAGCCGUGUCUAAAAGAAGUGGUUCCUUUUUCAGUGGCCUUAUUCUUUGUGCGUUUUCCUCCCCCUGAUAUUUAUAUUGAAAUUUUAUUUGUCCCUUGAAAAACUAAUGAAUUUGCAGAGAUCAGUUUGUACUAUUUUGAUCAUGGAAUAUUUCUGAUCCUUAACUGCAACAUGCAUCGUACCUAAAAGAAAUCUUAAUGGCUACUUUUUAAAUAGAGUAUGUAAGAGGUAGUGGCUGAUGAAUCCUUAAUGUCCCUAAGGUCUUUUUGCUGUUACAGUUUAUAUAGAAAUCUAAAGGGUUUUUAAGUCAUUUGCACUUUUCCACUGCAUGCUUAAAUCCCCAAAGGCAAAUUUUGUACUGAGGUAGAUAAUUGAAAGGAUUAGAUUAUAAAAUUAAGCUUUUCAAUGUGUGAAGUUCUUAAAACAACCAUAGUAGUACACACUUCACAGUGAGACACAUACAAAAAACAUCUUGAGUGUAAAUUGAGUGUAAAAGUCUUGCCUUUGGCACUACAGUUUCUAGUGUGUGUGUGUCUGUCUUUAUUAGGGAAUGGAUAAAUACUGUUUUACUUUUUAAAAUGUUGAAUGUUUCUGUCCUUGAAGAUAAUUAAAAUGUGAAUCACUGAACAUAAGAUUUUAGCCAGACUAAGGGCCCUGCUAAACAGUGAAAAAUACUUUACUGCAAUUUACCAGAUGACACUGGGUUACGAAUGUGAAAACAUCAGCCAGGUGCUAGGUGUGGUGAGGAGUGGCAGAGUCCAGCCGGCGUAUUACCAGGGCUGGAACGGGACUUACCUGAUGUUGUGAUUUAACUACCAGACUGAGUGGGGAAAGUGCCUGAUUUUUUUUUUUUUUUUUUUUGGAACAAAAGGACCUUUAUUUUAUAAUCUGUUUUGACAAAAAUGUUUAGUUAUUUCCCCUAGACAGAUUGGACCACACUUUUCUCCCUUGUUUUAUAUCCUUAAAUGCCCAUUCUCAGGAUGUUUAGAAGCUGACAAACUACCCUUUUCUGGCUGAAAACUUUCCUUAAUUGGUACCUUAAAUAUUAAUGUUAGUAGGAUCAGGAUCUUACUAUUUUUUUUAAUGAUUCUUCAAUAAUUUUUAGAAACAAAAAGAACCAUUGUGCCCUCCCAAAUGGACAAAACUUUUAUCUCUAUAUAAAAGGAAAUAUGUGUGUUUGAAAACACACACACACACACACACACACACACACACACACACACACACACACACACACACACACACACACACACACACACACACACACACACACACACACAAAGAGGCUAGCUGAAUUGGAUAUAUUUAUUGUGCCUUUGUUGACCAAACCUAAUUUUGGAAUAAUGCUGUAUUUAUUUUGCCAUGGUGAGGUGGAUCUUGCACCUUUUUCUCUUCUGCUUCAUGAAGUUUGAGGUGUAUUUGUGCAUCUUAAGGUAAGUGAAUCAAAUAAGCCUUGUUUUCCUACACCUCCCACCACAGGUUCUCCUUUUUUCUUAAGGAUUUAUAUUCCCAGACACUACACAAAAUCUGUGAAAAACUGAACCACUUCAUGUAUUAAAUACUGAUUAGCAGUAUUUCAAUCUUGCAAGAAUAUUUGACCUUUUAGAAACACAGGUGUAGAGAUUUGCUCAUCGUGGUCAGGGUUAUAGCGGUACUUGCUCCCUUCUCUUUCUCUAGCGGGUUGCCUCUUUUGUUUUUUUAUCCUAUUUAGAAUUUAUGGAUGUGAGUUUUUCCCCUGUGCUUUAUCUUUUGUCAUUUUGUUUGUGGGAGGUGGAGUGGCAGCAGAGUAACAUGGUGUUGGGGGAUUUUCCUUCAAACAUUGCAAGUGGUAUUUCUACCAAAUAAACCUCAAACAUCCAGUCCAGUUGUGCUAAUCACCAAGAAUCUGAGAAUGAAUUGUGACCACUGGCCAUGUUCUUUAGUUCUUAUUUAUGAGGAGUUGACAAGCACCAUCUACCACCUUUCUUAAGGUGGCUGUAAAUUUCCUGUUGUCCUGGGGAAAGUCACACUGUAUUGUGCUCCAUGAUGUGUCGGAUGUUGACAGGUACUGUGAUGGGUAGAGAAGUGCCUAUAUGUAUUUCUCUCCCCAAGAGGACGGGAGGGAGACUUACAGCUCCCUGUGAGCCCGGAUAGUACUACACCGGCCUGAAGGACAAGGGAAUAAGACCACUGACAGCGAGGCUGACCAGGCUGCACUGGUCAGACCGGGCAGUGGCUGACCUAAGGAAGGUAACUUGCUUUGCUUAAAAGUAGAUGUUUAAGCGAUGCUUAAAACAGGCAGUAUUAACUUUUGUUAAUUAACUUCUGUUAAUUUUCAGGCCAUCAACAUGUAUGGUUAAAAUUACUGCACACCCCCCUCAGAUAGCAAGUAUACACUGUUCAUGUUGGUGUGUGUGUGUUUAUACACGAUAGUCCCAAAUCUUGUUUUGAUUUUUUUUCUGAAUGUGAUCAUGUUUUGGAUGAUACCUGAGCAGGGUUACCUUUUUUAUUUAUUACCAUUAUAUAUUAUAUUAUAUAUUUUUUUUGCUUUCUUAUAACUUUAGAGGAAAGUCAAAUCUUGGUAUUAUUGAAAUUGUUUAAAAAAUAAAUUGUCCAGUUGAUAAAUGAAGAUCACUGGUCUAUGUCUAAAAUAAUAUGAAUUUUUCUUUAAUUAUUGUGAAAUAACGUGCCCGCUGUCUAGUCCACACCGUGAUUUUGUAUGUAGGAUAGGAAAGCAGCGAUGCUCUCAGUGGGAAGAUGUGCAGCACAGGUGAGGGGACUCCAUGUGUGUUACCUACUUCAUCUGGAACUGCAACUUGGGGCUUCUGUGAAUAAAAUCUAGCUGCCUUGUGUAGUCCUUUGAAAGACAUACGUGAUCUGUGAGAAUUACAGGUUUUCUUUUUUUUAGAAGAAAAAUUUGCAAAAGAUCUUUCCAAAGAUAAUGUGCCACAGAUCUUUUGUUUGUUGUUCUCUGUAAUGAGGAUUAAUUACUGUUUAAAAAAACAUGUAAUUGACUUGUUCGUCUUCAAAUUCUUUACUUUUGACAAGAGGAUCGAGCUGUAAAAAAAAAUAAAUAAAAAUUUAGAGAAAUCA